Molecule: messenger RNA, 336 nt
Organism: Striga hermonthica
Lineage: Eukaryota; Viridiplantae; Streptophyta; Magnoliopsida; Lamiales; Orobanchaceae
Source: the annotation of a GenBank genome assembly
AUGCUACACGAAGUUGGUGGCCAAAGGAGUCGGACGGGUGGCUUAAGCGUUGCUUUAUCUGGCCCAGAUGGGCGGGUGUUGGGCGGCUCUGUGGCUGGCCUAUUGGUGGCAGCAUUCCCGUCACAGGUUGUAGUAGGAUGCUUUGAGCCAGAUAGUCAGAAAGAAUCUGGACAAAAUCACAUGAUGCCAGCAAUGGUUAACCAUGGUGGUGUUGUGGGUCCCAACAGCUCACCUUCAAGAGGGAGCCCGAGUGAGUCCUCUGGUGGACCCGCCAGCCCUCUAAAUAUGAGCUCGGGUGCAUGCAUCGACCUCCCAGAUGUCAUGCCGUGGAAAUGA